AAACGCGUUUACUUCCUCUCUUGUAUAAUCCUUUUAUUAAUCUCUCUUCGUUUUCUCAGAGAAUUUUGCAGAGAGGCAGCCAAUCCAUAGCUAUUUUCAUAACAUUAAAGCUUUACUUUUUCUGUCCUUUUUUUUUUUUUAGUUUAACUUUUAAUUUUUCUUCUCUCUGGGUUUCAUUGAUAUUGUAAUGAGAAACUUGAAUCAGAUCCAUGGGAGCUAGUUCCAUCAAAUCAUCUCAAAAGAACCCAUUUUUCACACCAAAAACACCCAUAAUUUCCCAAGCUCCACCCAGAUCCAUCUUCAGAUAAUCCCAAUUUCCUUUUCUAUUAAAAACCCAUUUUUUCUUCAUCUAAAUUAAGACACCCAGAUCCUCAAAACCCAAAAAGAAACCAUGAAAAACCAAUCGAAAAUGUUCACGAUCGGGCUAGUAUCAGCCUGGUACUCUUCCAACAUAGGUGUCUUGUUGUUAAACAAGUAUUUACUAAGCAAUUACGGUUUCAAAUACCCAAUCUUCUUAACCAUGUGUCACAUGACAGCUUGUUCUUUGUUAAGCUACAUCGCAAUUGCAUGGAUGAAGAUGGUUCCAAUGCAGACCAUUCGAUCUAGGGUUCAGUUUUUCAAGAUCACGACUUUGAGUUUAGUCUUUUGCGUAUCGGUGGUGUUUGGGAAUAUUUCUUUGAGGUAUUUGCCGGUUAGUUUCAAUCAGGCUGUCGGUGCUACGACACCGUUUUUCACUGCGGUUUUCGCUUACUUGAUGACAUUGAAGAGGGAAGGUUGGCUUACUUAUAUUACUCUAGUCCCUGUUGUUACUGGGGUUAUCAUUGCCAGUGGGGGUGAACCGAGUUUCCAUCUAUUUGGGUUUAUCAUGUGCAUUUCAGCUACGGCUGCACGAGCUCUCAAGUCAGUUUUACAAGGAAUUUUGCUUUCAUCCGAAGGAGAGAAGCUGAAUUCCAUGAACCUCCUCCUUUACAUGGCUCCGAUAGCUGUUGUAUUUCUACUUCCGGCAACACUCAUUAUGGAGGAAAAUGUGGUGGGUAUAACCCUUGCCCUUGCCCGAGAUGAUGUCAAGAUCAUAUGGUAUCUACUAUUCAAUUCAGCAUUAGCAUACUUUGUGAAUUUGACCAACUUUUUGGUCACGAAACACACCAGCGCCCUAACUUUGCAGGUUCUAGGAAACGCAAAAGGAGCUGUAGCUGUUGUGGUUUCGAUUUUAAUUUUUAGAAAUCCAGUUUCCGUUACUGGGAUGCUCGGUUAUACCCUCACGGUCUUCGGGGUUAUACUCUACAGUGAAGCCAAGAAACGAAGCAAAUGAGACAUCAUCCUGGGAUUACGGUAUUGGUUGUGAUUGUGAUAUAUUUUAGUGCAAGGAUAUCAACAAUGUUCAAAGAGGCAAAGUUUCGGUAGCAUACAAUGCUGCGGAUUUGUAUGCUGCGGAUUUUGCGCCAUAGAUUCCUAUAAUUUUCCCAUGGAAACCUGGGAAGCUGCUUUUUCUUUUGUAUCGGCAACAGCUGCGGGAUUUUAGUCAAAAAUUAGAGGAAAUACCAUUUUCUGUUCAUUCUUUCAGGAGAAAAAAAGGUUGUAGAAUUGGUCUUUAUACAUUGUUUAGAUUUCCCAUAUUUCAUUAAUUAAUGGAAAAGAAAACUCGUAAAAUUUACCAUUCUA
Molecule: messenger RNA, 1662 nt
Organism: Gossypium raimondii (Peruvian cotton)
Lineage: Eukaryota; Viridiplantae; Streptophyta; Magnoliopsida; Malvales; Malvaceae
Product: probable sugar phosphate/phosphate translocator At3g11320
Exons: 4
Coding region: 392-1312 (306 amino acids)
Cellular component (GO): Golgi apparatus
Molecular function (GO): antiporter activity
Source: RefSeq, a predicted model, not a curated record